AUGUACCAGAAGAGAGCUGUCCCGCAACAACGAAACCCGGUCGUGAAUUCCUUCGAUUCAAACUUCAACAGGUGUCUGUUCACAUCCUGGACAAGUUUUGUUAAUGGAAAUACCCCUGUCCUGCAAAUGCCUGUAAAAUGCCAAGGGCGAUAUUUACAACAAGAUGGCACAGAUCCGGAGGAUGAAGACAGAGCUCAGUAUGCUGUUUGCUACAACACAAACACACUUAUUCCAGAAUUCACUGGGCAUGUUUUAUAUCCCUUCGAACCACAAGCUGGGGGAAGAGACGAAUGGGCAAUCGACCGAACUGUUGGCAAGUUAUUUUCUAUUCUCUUGGUCUAUUCUUUUUGUGUGUGUUUGUUUAAGCCAAUGUUUUUUACAAUUUAAUUCUUACAGUUAAGCGUAACCAACGAUCCAAGCAGGUUUUAAGAUAAUGCACAAGUAUAUAAAGACACAGGUACACAACUAUUCCAGCACUAGUACAAACUGAAUAAAGACAGUCCUCUAUUUCUAUGUUAGAUCGUUGUGAUCUAGCAAGUUAGUACUCCAUUCAGUAAACCCUAGGUGCCCGAGGUUUUUUUCUUUCUUAAUUCCGUCUAGAAAGCUUAUAAAACCGACUGCACGGUUAUUUUAUCCUAGACAUUUCGAGAAAGGGCCUCUUGAACCAGGGUCAUAUCGCGCGAUAAUAGUAUCAAUAAAAGGCUUGGUCGAUUUUAACUUAUCAGUAACCCUUAAAUUCUAAUUACUACAUCACACAUCAUAUUACACAUUUUCGCUUCCUCUUUUCAUCUUUCUUUUCCUCUAUUUUUGCUUACAUUCAUUUGUUUUCUAAGAACCGGUGGCACUCCUUUCUGACUAUUCCGCCUCUCAAGGCCAACUUAUUAACGGGUACAACCCACAGCAAAACAGGACAUCUGACUCCAAAUGCGGAUUAUGCCGACGAAAAUCAUCGUCAAAAGACAAUGUUACCAACCAACAUUGCACCGCAGUGGCAGGGAUUUAAUGAUGGAAACUGGUGUGUAAUGGAACAAUUUCUGAGACGGUUUGCAAACAUUGAGAGACAUGAGCUCUAUAUAUUUACUGGCACAAGUUAGUAGCACAAUUUAGCGUUUCACUUCCAAUGGUAGUAGAUUUUCUGAGGCUAGGGAGGGUGCGGCGAAGGUUAUCGAUCUCUAGAAUGUAGAUUGCUUUUCUUAUAGGUAAAUUAUUGUUAUAGACUAUUUAAGUCCCCACACCGGUCGGUAUUUGGAAAUUUAAGUGUCUCCAUCCCCCGGAAUUUACUUUGCAAGAAAAAAAUGCUUAGUAAUGCUCAGGGGUUCCCGCGGGUUAGCCAGGGGGAAGGAACCAGCCGGAAAUGACUUGUGCAUUACAAUUUAAACCUUCCUUGGCUUGCAAGUUGAAAGCUACUAAUAUUUUAUCCACACUUUUCCAUGGAUGAGUCUUUGGCGUCCUUUCCCACUUGUUGAAAAUGAGUGUAACUUUGUGUUAACGUUGUUAUUUAGGUGGGCAAGCAACAAAUAGAGCUAGAACUCCACUAACGUUGAAUAGACGUGUUGUGAUUCCAAAGUACUACUGGAAGGCAGUGUGUGAUCCAGUUCACUCUCAGUCUAUUUUCUUCUACGCUCGUAACCCCACUGACGUCACAACUCUGAACAAGAGGGUAUCGGCCUACUUUGGACAGCAAACUGAGACGUCUGGAGUAGUGAUGUGCGACAGCAUAAACGGAGGCAGUGAAACAAUUGAAAGUGAAGGGGCCCUGGGGCAAACAUACCCAAGUUCACCCUAAACAGAGCUUGCUAAUCUCGUACCCAGAUCUCACUCUGAGAUCUGGGUACGAGAUUAAGAGCUUGUAGUCCUGAUCGAUUAGGAGCUAUAUUCAGAGAAUUCAUUCAACGGCUACCAAGAAACUUUCAGUGGGAAUAA
Messenger RNA from Porites evermanni, 1923 nucleotides. The record is from the annotation of a GenBank genome assembly. Lineage: Eukaryota; Metazoa; Cnidaria; Anthozoa; Scleractinia; Poritidae.